Messenger RNA from Osmerus eperlanus (European smelt), 1119 nucleotides. It is a transcript of the gene ltap1, whose product is annotated as chromosome unknown C1orf43 homolog. Gene Ontology annotation, biological process: phagocytosis. Lineage: Eukaryota; Metazoa; Chordata; Actinopteri; Osmeriformes; Osmeridae. The transcript has 7 exons. The record is from RefSeq and is a predicted model, not a curated record. Bases 208 to 960 code for a protein of 250 amino acids.
CUGUACAUGACGUAAUCAACCCGGAUGUCAACAAAAUGUUUAGAGUUUAGCGGCGCGCCGCUGACGGGACCUGUUGGCCAGAAAACUAAAUAUUUUAGGAUCAAUUAUGAAACUAAUGCGGUCUAAUCUUUGUGCCUAAUGGAAGCAAACUAAACAACGUACUACUGCGUGCUUUCAAAGAUAAGUGCAACAACAAGGAGUUUCAACAUGACGACGUCUCCGUCAAACAAGGUCAAUGUUGUGCUUGUCAUGGCCUACGGAAGUCUAGUGUUUGUGCUGCUGUUCAUCUUUGUGAAGAGGCAGAUCAUGCGCUUUGCUAUGAGGUCCCGCAGAGGACCACAUGUGCCCCUUGGUCACAACACACCAAAGGACCUAAAGCAGGAGAUGGACUCGCGCCUCUCUAAGGUCCAGGAGAUCCGCUUCGAGCCCCGUCUGCUGUCUGGUGAUGAUGACCGGCUACAACACGGCGGAUGCUAUGACUACCUCUACCGGAUGAGAGCGCUGGAUGCCAUCAGAGACUGUGACAUCUCGUUCCGUGAGCUGGGAGGAACUCCCACAGCUGUGACAGGAAGGAGGUUCAGAACCUGGCUGUUAGAACUCCGGAACUCCAGUUCUGUGUUCCGUAACAGAAGCAGUUCCCUGGUAGACACACUGCUGGAGGGAUACCAUAAUGCUCGCCACGGCACUGGGGUGUUUGGAGAAGCGGAGUUUGUUCAAUACCAGGAGGCUCUGACUGAGCUGGCCACCCUCGUGAAGACCCAGGCCAGCUCGGCUGCUGUGACCCAGCAUCACCAGGCCGCUGCUAAAGACCUGACCAGCCCUCCAGACCCUCCCCCCUCCUCCCCCCCCCAGGUCACCUACCUCCCGUCGGCAGGGCAACGCAGCAAGCGUCCCAAACACUUCUUGGAACUCAAGAACUUCAAAGACAACUAUAACACUCUGGAAAGCACCUGGACAUAGAGGAGAUAUCUGGGGGUGGGAGAGGGGUGGAGGUCUGAGGGAGGGAGAGGGGUGGAGGUCUGGGGGGGGAGAGGGGUGGAGGUCUGGGGGAGGGAGAGGGGUGGAGGUCUGGGGGAGGGAGAGGGGUGGAGGUCUGGGGGAGGGAGAGAGGUGGAGGUC